Pseudoliparis swirei is the source of this 4939-nucleotide messenger RNA. It is a transcript of the gene tax1bp1a, whose product is annotated as Tax1 (human T-cell leukemia virus type I) binding protein 1a. The transcript is spliced from 17 exons. Bases 859 to 3705 code for a protein of 948 amino acids. The record is from RefSeq and is a predicted model, not a curated record. Lineage: Eukaryota; Metazoa; Chordata; Actinopteri; Perciformes; Liparidae.
UGUUGUGUUGUUUUUAGCUGCUGAGCUGAAAUGGAGAACCUGUGACGACUCAGUCACUUUCUACUUUCAUGUAUCUUUCGUCGGGUUGUUGUGUUGGAAACGUUACAAGGCGCGUGAGUAGUCUGCUGUCUGAGCUGUACUCUCAUCCCCAGUAAAAUAUUUUUAAAAAAAAGGUAAAUUGAUGAAGUGGUUGCAUCACUUGCAAGCAGCGUCACAUCCUCACAUCACUAAAGGCUCAGUUUGCUCAGUUAAAAGUCAACUGCCUCUGCUGUCGUGUUCAGGUGAAUAGUCACGGUGGUGUGGUGGAUGAUGGUUACACCAUGGCAUCCAACUGGGUGAAAGGACUAAUCUUUACUUUCAGGGUUGAUCUAAUUUCGUAGGGCAUUUUAUUUGUGUGGUUUUGGGGACUUGCAGGAGACAACCAAGUUGAUACUGCAGAAAUAUCUUGACUUUCGGUAAUAUGUGUCAGGCUGCAGACAUCCUGGACGCUGUAUGUCUUCUAAUGCACAGGUCUCGUUGAAGGCCAUCACCACCUUCAACCUGCCACUGCAGCCACAUUGUACCAUUUGAUUUCAGGGCUGAGUAGUUCUUUCUGACUAUUUCUACAACAUUUGACAAGUAAAAUAAUGGAUUUCCCUCUUUAGUAAAGGUAAAAUACUACACUAUUAAAAACAAUACUCCAUCAGAGGUAAAAAAAAAAAAAGAUCUGUAUUGCAAAUUUGAAUAUUUACUCAUUGUGGAAUGUCCUCAUGUUCCCUAAGAGAGUGCUUCUUCUCAGGCUUGGUGUCAUUUCAAAAACAUUGCGCCAGUUGCAUGGGUGAUAGCACGAAAGACAAAUGAAGUGACCAACGAGAUACAAUGUCCUCGUUCCAGGUGGUGGACUCGUCGCCGGGCAGCAGCAUGAGCAUCAUGGAAACGUCCAACUUUGCCCACGUCAUCUUCCAGAACGUGGGGAAGAGUUUCCUGCCCCAGGCGCCCCUGGAGUGUUGCUACACCCUGACCCCGUACAUCACUCCCAACCCAAAAGACUGGGUGGGCAUUUUCAAGGUUGGUUGGAGCACAGCCAGAGAUUACUACACCUUCCUCUGGUCUCCUACGUCUGAACUCUACGAACCAGGAAGUACUGUGGACAGGACUGUGGUGUUUCAAGGUUAUUAUGUUCCCAAAUCUGACGGAGAGUUCUACCAGUUCUGCUACGUCUCACAUGUUGGUGACAUCCGAGGAGCCAGUACGCCCUUUCAGUUCCGGUCAGCCACACCCACCGAUGAGCUUCUGACUGUCACCGAGGACGACAGCAACUCGGACAUCCUGGUCGUCUCCACCAAGUCUGGCCUUCUAGAGCAUGUGGAGGAGGUGCAGCAGGAGCGCAGAGAGCUGCUGAAGGCCAUGCGCCUCCUUCACGAGGAGAAACAGCAGCUGCAGGACGAGCAGAGACGGCUGGCCAGGGAAAGGGAGCAGGAGAGGGAGACGUGCAGCUUGCUGCGGACACACAACCAGGAGCUGCUGCGCUCGUCGCAGGGCCUGUCAGAAGAGAGGGAGGAUGUGAGGAGGAGGCUGUCAGAGGCCACGGAGCGGGUCCGCCAGCUGGGGGAGGACCUGCUCGGAGCCACCCAGAGAGGCCUGCAAAAGGAGACGGAGCUCGAUUGUCUGCGUGACCGAAUGAAGAAGCUGACAGCCGAGAGAGACAGUCUGGAGAUCCAGCUGAAGAACGAGAAGGAUGAGAGAGACCUUUACAAGGCCCACCUGCGCAGCACUGAGCUGGAGAACACUAAGCUGAGUGCAGAGCUGCAGAUGUUGAAGGCGGUGGAGCUGAACCGGGAGGUGACCAUCGCUCAGUUCCAGGAGGAGCUGGACAGACUCAGGCUCUGCGUCGCCCAGCGGGACAGACUGGAGAAAGAGCUGCGGACACACAAGACUGACAAGGCAGAUCUGGCCCGUGUGCGUGAGCAGCUGCGUCAGGCAGAGGAGCAGCUCCAGGCGUCCCGGCAGCAGGCCUCCAUGUUGGCCUCGGAGCUCCGCGACUCGGCUAGCGCCCGGGACCACACGAUGACCGAGCUGUACCACGCCCGCUUGGAAGCUGACAAGCUGCGCGUCAGUCUCGCUGAUGCUCAGGCCGAGUGCCAACGCAUGGAGAGCCAGCUAGACCGCAUGAGGAGCACUGCACAGAAUGAAGUGGGUGUUGGGACCAGUGAGGAGAUGACACCCAGCAUGAUGGUGGUGUCAGAGGCAGAGGCCGAACUGCAGAGAGAGGUGGAGGAGCUGAAGCUGCGUCUUCACAUGGCUGCUGAGCACUACAAGGAGAAGUACCGGGAGUGUCAGCGCCUCCGGAGGCAGGUGGCCAAACUGAAUGCAAUGGAGUCACAGGGAGAGCCAAAGAGAAAUGUAUCCACUGAGACAACACAGGAGCCAAUGACCCCGAGUCCAGAGUCACCGACGGCAGGUAACAUAGCUGCUGCAGUCCUACAAGAAGCCGCUGAGAUGACAAUAACACCAGAACUUAGGAACAGGGAACACACGCAUGCUGAUGCAUACAUCAGCAUUGACAGGCACGAAAGGCAGAGAGAGAAAAUGCCAAAGGAGAGGGAUGAGGUGGAGGCUGAGGUAGAAACCAACCAAGGGGAGGAAAUGGAGAAAGAAAAAGAGGAGAAGAGGGACAGUCUGCCAGAGGAGAGCCUGAGGAUGACGAGCUGGGUGGAGGUGGAGAACGAGAGGCAGAGAGCCGAAGAGAACAGCGAGGCGGAAAUGGCGGUGAAUGCCGAGGAAGUGAGGGAUGUUGCGGCGCACCGUGUGCCGCUGGAGGGGGAGGGGAGGCGGAUGGGGGAGGCGGAGAAGGCACAGACACGCUCGGUGGAGAUGGAGCUGGCGAUGAUGGAGGAGAAGUGGAGGCAGCAGUGUGCGAUCAACGAGACCCUCAAACAACGGCUGGCCAACGAGGAGGAGCGAUUCAGAGUGCACAUGGCAGAUCGAGCCAGCGAGGUGACAGAACUGAAGCGGAACCUUGCCCAGGCGCUCCGAGACAAGGAGCAGCUCCAAGAGGAGCUGCAGCGCGUCGCGUCCCGGCAGAGGGAGCAGGGAGCGGAGAUCCGGCAGCCCAUGGUGCUGCGCUACCCCCUGCCGUACCCUCAGGACCCCUCCCCCCCGCCGCUGGUCCCACACAGGCCUGCGGAGUUGCAGUACGGCAACCCGUACUCCACCGACCACGCGCGAGACCGGACGGACGUCUCUCUUUCUCCUGAGCACAUGCCCCGUCCUCCACCCGAGGCCCCACCCUGCGCCCCUCCCUGUGCACCACCAAUCACACCCCCGAGUCCGGGCCCCGGGGCACCGGGCUGGGACCGAGAGGUGGUCUGCAUCCAGCCCUGCCGCACCACCGGCCCCCCCGAGAGUCAGGAGCAUCCGCUGGAGGAGCCACGAAAUGCUGCUGAUGGGGCUCAGCCGUCCUGUGAUCAUCAGUCCAGUAGACGUAGAGAAGCCAGGGGCAGCUUCUGCUUUGACUCCAGUGUGCACAAGCGCUGCCCGCUGUGCGAGGUGAUCUUCCCGCCCCACUUUGAGCAGCGCAGCUUCGAGCAGCACGUGGAGAGCCACUGGAAGGUCUGCCCCGUCUGCUCCGAGCAGUUCCCCCUCAACUGCCGGCAGCAGCUCUUCGAGAGGCACGUCCUCACGCACUUUGACGGCCACGUGCUCAACUUCGAGCAGAUUGAAUGACGGGCGUGUGAAGGGGCGAAGCUCUGGUUCUGACUUAUCGUAUGGGUAAAUGUGUGUCGUCGGAUGUUUAGUUCAUUUUGAUUGGGUCAAGGUGUCUUGUUAAUAUACAAUCAUUAGCACUUUUUUGCAAUCUUUAACAAAGGUUAGAAAGAAUGUAGUCCAGGAAGCCGAGCGCGUCUGCUCCACCGAGGUGGUUUAUGAAGUCGGGUAGCGGUCACCUGAAUACACCGAUGGUAAAAGGAUCAUUAACACGCCCUUUACUUUUGUAUCCUUUUUAUGCUCAUCGUUCUGCUUUAGAGGGACUAGUGCAUGCAUUCAUUAUGUGUUCCAAACUACAAAAUGACAGCUGUUCAAGCUAAGAGUGAAUUGUAGCUGGAACCAGGAAUUUGAAGAGAAAGCAUUUUAGUACGUCAAUGUCCGGGGUAUUCUUUACAAUGAGUACGAUUCUCAUCAAGCAGCCAAGACAUCUUCAUCUUUUAAUUGUCCAAAGCUUCUUUUUUUGUUUGUUGCAUAAAUGCAAUUAGAUCUGAAUAUGUGAUGUCAUCUGAGUGUUAUUUAAUAAAGGAGUGGUGUGGCGGAAUUAUUUAUUUUUUGGACUCUAAUGGGAAGUGAUCUUUGAUUUCUCCCAAAACUACAGUACUACUGUACGUGUAAGACGUCAGACGGUUUCAACAAAAACAGCACUACGUUUUCAUGUAUCUGCACUAAAAAAGGCUUUAUUCUGAAUGUACUGUACAUAUGAAAAUAAGUAUAAGUUGUGGAGAGACCUGUGAAUUACUGUCGUGACUCUGCCUCCCCUCAUUGUUAAUUAUUUUGUUUUGUGAUGAAAGAAUGUUUUACUUUGGUCAGUUGGUAAAAAAAAAAAAAAACUCGGCUGGUCUGCUUCAUUGGAGAUGCUGUCACGUGUGAGCAAAGGGACUGCAGCACACACAAUUAGACACUUUUACUGUUAUGUAAUUCCAUGUUUUAAUGUUACAACUGUGAAGAAAAAUCCAUUGCUUUGUGUGCAGGUCCACAUCAUGAGUGAGUCAUUUAUGUGUGUCUCAUCACCGCUUGUCGAUUUACAAAGUGAACCCUGACAGUGUUGUCUUCAGGCUUUAAAAAUUGCACAUGCCCAGUAAUCGUGUGUGUGUCAUGUGUCCAGCCCUUUUCAUGUGAGGACGUCAGGACGGUGGUUUAAGUGUGUACUGCAAAGAUCUUUAUGAAUAAAGUAAGCUCGUCUUAAUGCAUUUAA